AAAAUGUGUGUGGUUCCAGGCUUGCAAACCAAUCCUCCAGAAAGGAAUCGUUGCCAAAAAGUAAUGGGUUUGCUUCAAAGCCAACCGAAUCUCACUCGUUUCCUAGCCUCCUCAUGCUUAACAUUGCAUCUUUUCUCUCUCUCUUUCAACACUUCACAUCUGUAAUAUAAGACUUCCAAGUUUGGAAACGCAACUCUGGCAAAGCCAAAACACGUUACUAUAGCUAUCAUAGGUACCCUUUUCCCUCUACUUCAAACCAUUCUAAAUAUUAACUUCUACUCUCUUCAUUGCUCUCUCUCUCUCUCUCUCUCACAACAACAUCAUCUUCCUCAUCACCAUGCAAAUGCAAGAGGAACACAUGCAAAUCAUCAAGGGCAAGCGCACAAAGCGUCAGAGGCUUCCAUCCCCACUUAGGUUAACCAUGUCAACAUGUUCCACCGCAGGAAGAAGCAGCACCGACAACUCCGCAGCUUUUGAGCCUCCGACAACCUCAAAUGAAUUAAGGAACGAAGAGGAUGAAGACUUGGCCAAUUGUUUGAUUCUCUUGGCCCGAGGCCAUACCACUCCAAAACCCUCACACGGCAAGGAAUCGGGGCUGUAUGUUUACGAGUGCAAGACUUGUAACCGAUGCUUCCCUUCGUUUCAAGCCCUCGGGGGCCACAGAGCCAGCCACAAGAGAUUUUCCAAGGCUGGUGCAGAAGAAAAGCAAGGACUAGUUACUACUUUUGGGGAUAAUAGUAGUAAAAAUUAUCAUGAUGAUUAUUGUGUCCCCACAAGCACCACCCUCACCUUACAAUUAUCAACGGUUUUGUAUAAUAGUAGCAACAGCACUAGGAGUAGCACUGUUAAUGCUAAAUCUAAGAUUCAUGAGUGUUCUAUAUGCGGGGCAGAGUUCUCAUCUGGGCAAGCCUUGGGAGGGCACAUGAGAAGGCACAGAAAUUUUCUGAGUUCACCUUCGAGUGGAGCAAUUGCAUAUGCUGGUGAUGGAAUCCCCGAAAUUCCAGAAAUCAAGAAACAGAAAGAUGUUUUGAACUUGGACCUGAAUCUUCCGGCACCUGAGGAUGAUCAUCACAGAGAAUCCAACUUGUUUCCUUUUAAGUCCAAAGAAAAAGUCAUUGUCUUCUCUGCAACUUCUUUGGUGGAUUGCCAUUACUAAAAGCUCAACUCUGUCUUCACUGUUAACAUUCAUUAUUGCUUUUUUUUCUUCUUACGUUUAGCCAUGUAACAACCAAUUGUUCAUUCUUUACAUUCAUUCGAUGGUAUGUACACUAUUAAAUUUUAAUUUAUUCUGUUAGUGGGGUUUCGGUAUUGGCAAUUUCUUGAAUUCUUGUGUUUUAAUUAUCGUUCCAUUUUUUGGUUUUUGAUAUAUAGUUCAUAUGAUGGUUCCUUUUUCUAUAUCACAUAUUCCACCGUCAUGCACGUGAGAAAAUUGAGAGAGAGUGGGGGAAAAAUUAAAGCAAAGAAGAAUAAAGCUGCAGGUAUGAAUGGGUGAAAGAUAAGUUGCAUCAAACUGAUAGCAGAAAACGAAAGACCCAAUGGCAAGCAAAGCCAUUGGCUAACUUCCUAACUCAUCAAUAGUAAUUAAUGAAUGAAGUUGUUUCAGGGAACAUAGUUUCUA
Molecule: messenger RNA, 1618 nt
Organism: Vigna radiata var. radiata (mung bean)
Lineage: Eukaryota; Viridiplantae; Streptophyta; Magnoliopsida; Fabales; Fabaceae
Product: zinc finger protein ZAT11
Exons: 1
Coding region: 338-1156 (272 amino acids)
Source: RefSeq, a predicted model, not a curated record